Messenger RNA from Maylandia zebra (zebra mbuna), 5868 nucleotides. NCBI's taxonomy places the organism in Eukaryota, Metazoa, Chordata, Actinopteri, Cichliformes, Cichlidae. The record is from RefSeq and is a predicted model, not a curated record.
CGCGGUAUGAUAAUCUCUCUGAAGCCCUCGCGGCAGAUACAGAAGUAGUUUCCAUCUUGUUUAUAAAUUAACUUUUAGACUUAAGAGCCGACAGACAUGGUUGGCUAGCAGCUAGCUGGGCUAACGUCACCGUUGUUUGGCAGCUCGUUUUCGCAGCUUGUUCGGGAGCCACCUGACAACCGCUCACAUGAUUUCAACAACUACUGCAACCGACAUUGAUUACAACACCGACAUAUUUUCUUAAAGUGUACGUGUGUUCGUGUAGGUGAGGUUUGGACCACCGGGGUGUCUCCGAGGGGAUAUUUCUACAACAAGAAACCAAAACAAACAUGUUUGGUAAGAAGAAGAGAGCACCGCAGCCCAAAGGCCAGGGCGCCGCUGCUGCCAAGCAGAUGGGUCUGUUUGUAGACCUGAACCCCGAGGAGAUGAUGAUGGGCAUGGACGGAAACCUGGACGAUCCGGAUUUGGAGGCGGAACUUGCUGCUAUUACUGGAAAAAAGGCUGCUGCAGGAGGAAAAGCCAGGCAGAAGGGGAAAAGUCCCCUACCCAUGGAAGAUAUCGCAAGAAUGGCAGACGAGUGUAUGAAGGACCUGGAUGAUGAUGAUGACGACAAUGUAGAAGACGAUGAAGACCUGUUGGCAGAGCUACAGGAAGUGGUGGGUGAGGAGGAAGCUGAGGAUGUUUCCUCCACAUCCUCUGCCCCUGCUGAAUCUUCUAAGGGUGAAACACCAGAGUCCCCAGCGGCACAGGAGGAAGUAAAAGUCUCUGCGGCAGCCCCCGGCAGCCUCCAACACACCCUGGAGGAGAGGUUGGCAAUGUACAAGACAGCCCUGCAGAACGCCAAGACAGCAGGGGAGUCCUCAAAAGCCAGGAGAUAUGAUCGUGGUCUGAAGACGUUGGAGUCAAUGUUGGGUGCUGUGAAAAAAGGAAGGCCUGUAAAUGAGGCAGAGAUCCCGCCGCCUGUUGCCAUCGGAGCCCCGAGCGCUGCCCCGCGACCAGCUGUGCCUGCGAGGCCUGCUCCCCCUGUACCAUCGCCACCUCAGCCCUCUCAGUCACGGGAGUCGGAGGCCACAUCACCACAGUCACCUGCCGCGCCCGAUGUCAUCACACCCAGCAGCGAGGAGGAGCAAUCGUCUUCUGCUGCUCUAUCCACUCUGAGCAGCCUCCCAUCUCCUCAGGAGCAAACCGAUGAGGAAGCUGCUGACGUUUCACAAUCAGAUGCCAACAAGGCCACCAAGAAGAUGCUUUUGGAGAGACAGCAAGAGUACAAGAUGGCAGCGCUGAGAGCCAAGAAUCAAGGAGACGUGGAGCAAGCUAAGCUUUACUUCAAGACCAGCAAGAGUUUCGAUGCAGUGAUCGAGGCGUUGGAAAAAGGACAGUCAGUGGAUCUGAGUGGCCUUCCUUCACCUCCAGGACAGGGAGGAAGCUCCGCUCCGGUGGCUGCAGCUCCCGCUGGUCAAAGCACACAGCCGACCCCGCCGGCUGCAGCAGCUCCAGCCCCUUCAGCUCCUAAAGAUGUGCUGGAGGCUCUCGAGCAGAGACGAGCCAAGUACACUGAGGCGUCUGCACAGGCCAAGGCCAGCGGAGACGACCGCAAGGCCCGAAUGCACGACCGUAUUGCCAAGCAAUACCAGAGCGCCAUCCGCGCUCACAAAGCAGGAAAAGCAGUCAACUUUGACGAGCUGCCGGUUCCCCCUGGCUUUCCUCCGAUCCCUGGCCAGAAGGCAGUGGGAGCUGAGCAGGGGAUUGUUGCUGCUCUGGAGGCAGCUAAUAAGCUUGCCUCUAGUGAUGCUGCUGAAGUUGCAGAUGAGGAAGAGGAUGAGGCAAAGGAAGAAUUGGCAAAGCCUGCUGCUCCUGAAGAGCCAAAGAAGCCCACUUUAGACAUUCCCACAGCAGGUCACGAACAGAAGAGGACUCCGUCAGCUUCACCUGACAGGACAACCAUCGGAGAAGGACUCUCACAAACAGCUGUUCAGCAGCUGGAGUUCUUGGAGGGUCGAAAGAAGCAAUACAUGAAGGCUGCGCUGCAGGCGAAGCAGAAAAAUGAUAUGGAGCAGGCAAAGAUUUUUCUCCGCACCGCCAAGAGCUUCGAGCCCAUGAUCGAGGCGGCACGCAGCGGCAAAACUGUGGACAUCAGCACGGUGCCGUCGCCUCCUGGUGACGAAGACGAAGACUUCAUCCUGGUUCACCACAGCGACGUGCAGAUCUCAGAGAAAGCCGAGGAAGUUUACACGCAGCUGGCCAAGAUCCUGAAAGAGCAGCACGAGAAAUGUUUAACUUACUCCGAGCAGUUCAAACACCUGGGAAACGUCACUGAAACAACAAAGUUUGAGAAAAUGGCUGAAAGCUGUAAGAAGAGUAUGGAAGUCUUGAAGUUGGCUCAGUCGAGGGGUCUGCCUCCUCCUAAACAUCAUUUCGAGGAGAAGUCAUUUCGCAUAGCCAAGAUAUUUCCAGAGCUGAGCAGCACUGACAUGGUUGUUAUUAUCGUAAAAGGGAUGAAUCUUCCUGCUCCUAGCGGAAUCCAAGCAAACGAUCUGGAUGCUUACGUCAAGUUUGAGUUCCCCUAUCCCAGCACGGAGCAGCCACAGAAACUCAAAACAGCUGUCAUCAAGAACACUAACUCCCCAGAAUACAACCAGAGUUUCAAGCUUCAAAUCAGCCGCAACCAUCGCGGCUUCAGGAGGGUGGUGACAGCUAAAGGCCUCAAGCUAGAGCUGCUGCACAAAGGCGGUUUCUUACGGAGCGACAAGCCGAUCGGAACAGCCCUGCUGAAGCUGGACAAGCUGGAGUCACACAGUGAAAUCAGGGAGAUUGUCGAGGUGAUGGACGGACGGAAACCCACAGGGGGUCGCAUUGAAGUGAAGGUCAGACUGCGGGAGCCUCUUAGCGGUCAGGACAUGCAGACCAGCACGGAGCGCUGGCUGGUGAUUGACCAGUCGCAGGUUCUUGUUUAGAUGUUACUGCAAGACUGAAGAUGAAGUGCAAGAAGAAGAUGUAAGGAACUCAAUCAAAAACACUCAGAGGGAGAAGAGGAGGAGAUGAUGAAGGUGGUUUGGGAAGUUCUGAAGACGGUCUGUUGUUCAGUUUGGACUCAGACCUACACGGGUCUUGUAGUAUCUUUUGCACAUUUGCACGACACACACGCUCCCCUUCACUCAGCAGGAGACACGGAGCUGCCUUAUGGAGACGUGAACCUUGUGUCUGCCUCCACCGGAAGGCGAUGAGGGCCUCUCUUUGAGAUUGAAAAACACUCAGGCAAAGAUCACAGCUGCCUAAACUGUUUCCUGAUGUGUGGGUCCGACAUGGUGUCCUUUGCGAGUGACAAAGGGGACCGGUGUCGAGUUAAGCUGAUCCUGCUGCCUGACGUAAUUUUUAGUUAAUAUAUCAAAGAAUGUGUAAAUAGUCCUUGUGGUAUCUAGAACUGCACCUAUGCACUAAUACCAAAGUAAUCACAGUUGCUGUAAAAUCCUGCGUAUUUGAAAGCCGCCUUUAGCUGCCAAAUCUGUUACGAUAUAUACAUUGAAAUUAUAUAAUUACAGCCUGGGCUGUCGGGAGUUUUCAGUACAUUUUCCGCUCAGUUACAGUCUGUUACAGACUUCGGUGUGAAAACGUCAGGCAGAUAUUGCAGUAGCCACCUCAUGUUUAUUUAACAGGAAAGUAAGCCAAGAAAUCACCAGAUUACACAAGGUACGAUCGUUAUUUUAGAGACCACACAUUUCGCAUGCGCUGCAAGUCCUCUAAUUGUGGUCACUAAACUGCACACUCACCUGCCUGCCGUUUUAGGUGCAUUUGACUUGUUUACACUGAAUAGCACAAAAACUGGAGACGAAUAAUGUCACGUGUGAGGAGGAGAGUACACAGGAUCAUCUUUAAAAAGCAUCGUGUAAAGGAACAGAAAGAAAGAAGAUUUAAAUGCCAGGAAACUCUAAGCUUAGCCUAGCUUUGCAUAAAACUGGAAGGGGGCUGCAAAUUGAAUCCUGUUUAAAAAUACAACUACUAGUUUUUCAAGGUCACAGAUGAACACAUUUUAUAUUUAUUUCUACCCACUCAUUUUGUAGAAGGAGUUUAGGACCUUUAAAAAGACUCACCACUGGCCGUCUCAGUCAUUAUGCUCAGCUAACCUAACCUGAAGCAAAAGCAGCUCUAGUCUUCUGGUUUUAUUCUUUUGACAGCAUAUGGGGGCCAUUCUGGGUGGUUUUUCAUAAUCCACAGUUCACAAUAAUUCCUGAAUAAUUUAUUUAGGUGUCGCCCACCAGUUGAUUCUGUCUGAAACAAGCUGUUUUAGCUCCUCCCCCUUUAUUAAGUCUGUUUCCUUCUGAUUGGCUGCCCCUUGCAUACACCAGCUUCAAGUUUCUGUGUUUUAGGUAUACUGCCCUGAUUAUUUGAAAGUUUGGCUAGCAUAUAUAUAAAACAGGAAUAAAGAUAAACCACUAGCUCCACUUUAAAGUUUGGAGUUCACAGGGAAAAAUGUAAUACAUUUUGAAUUUUAAGGGGUGGAAUUUUUUUUCACUUUAGUUUUCAAGAUUAUGUCAGUUUCUGUAACGUCAUUGUUAUUCAACAAACACCAAUCGAAUCACAUAUUUAUGUACAGUGCGAUGAGGUUAAACCAGCCUUGCAAAGUCGAGCAAUGUUUCAAAGAGUAAGUCGGAAAUUUGGCUCCAUUGUUUAUUUAAAAUGGCCCUCAUGUGCUGUCAUAGAGUCUCAACAGGAAUGUUUGUCACUAUUGAAAUCUAUGGACCAUCUCAUGUGAGAGAAACUGAAUAUUGGGAGUGAAACCUCUCAGUGUUUUAAUAAAGGGUCAGUUCACUCAAAUUACCAAACCACGUCAAGCCAAGCACUUUUUCACAUGUCAUUCAGAAACAGUUGACUGAUUGAAUUGCCAUGGUGAGUUCGAGUUAAGAUAAAGCUCUAAGCGGAGUCUUUCCCAGCUGCCUUAAAAUGCCUCAAAUGACUGAAACGGAGUCGUUUCACAUGACUCUGCAGCGUCUUCCAGCUCUUUGUUUCUACUUUGCAACCUUGUUUUGGAGUAUUUUGCAGCUAAAGAGACUUCUGUGCAGUUGCUGUGUUACAUCCAUGUAGUGUCUGAAAUGUGCCAAGAGCUGUAGCAAACUCUCUGCAUGUAGUACAUAAGUGGGUAAAUGGACAGCCUUAAAUUCAUUAGGUUAAUGUCGAUUCAAGUGAGGCAAGAAAACGAAUGCUUCCACUAGUACUGAGUGAACUAACCCUUUAAAAAAUGAACCGCAGAAGAAGCCAUACAAGUUUAACUGAGCCAACGACGUAAAUCCCACCUCAAGCAGGUGUACCUCAGACUGUCUGCGUCAUUAUUAUCAUCAUCAUCAUUAUUAUUAUUACCAUGGUCACACAUUUCAGUUUCCGCUUCUUCUAAUUUUCUUUUUUUUUAAAUCUGCGCCUAAUUUUUAGUAUAAAGGAAAAAAGUUCAGUUUACAGUAACACUGAUCAAAAUACUGAAGCUGGGUCCACGCAGGAAGCGAUGUCACUCAUCACGCGUAGCCUUGAAGCUAAAAGGUUCGUCGCUAGUGGACUUUCUAGACCCUGGUUGCCUAGGUAACCCUCUAAUGCAGUUACCGCACUGUGAUAUGUCAAUUAACGGUAUCUUGUGCUCUUAUUGGCCGAAAUUGAUUGAAGUUGAGUAAAGCUCAUCUCGGGAUACGCCCACUUUGCCCUCACCAACCGUUAUGUCGCCUGUCAUCGCUUCCUGUGUGGAAGCCAUUAAAAUGUUUUAGUUUUUACCAUAUAGAUGUUCACACAGAUCAUGUGUUUCUAAAAUGCUUCAUAAUUAACAGAAUCAGUUCUUUGAUUUUUGACUGAAUCUGCUCUAAAACGAACCAAUAAAAAAAAUUCCUGUUU